Molecule: messenger RNA, 3256 nt
Organism: Sycon ciliatum
Lineage: Eukaryota; Metazoa; Porifera; Calcarea; Leucosolenida; Sycettidae
Product: probable ATP-dependent RNA helicase DHX40
Exons: 18
Coding region: 109-2268 (719 amino acids)
Cellular component (GO): intracellular anatomical structure
Molecular function (GO): ATP binding; RNA binding; helicase activity
Source: RefSeq, a predicted model, not a curated record
GUUCUUUAGUUUUGACUUUACAAGUCAUGUACUACUGUUGUAGUAGUUUGUCGUUUGCAGCACUGUGUCUCUAUGACCAAUGCAUGCCCUUUCUCCUAAGACUAUUACAUGAUGGGAGAUCUUCCUAUAUCAGCCUGCAAGGAACGGCUGUUGCGCUUCGUGUCUGACAACGAUGCAUUGGUUGUAGUAGGUGCCACAGGCAGUGGAAAGACGACUCAACUGCCUCAGUUUUUGCUGGAUGCUGGAUAUGACAAGAAAGGUAUCAUUGGAGUAACCCAGCCUAGACGUAUUGCUGCCAUAUCCGUAGCAUCGCGAGUUUGUGAGGAGAGGAAGUGUCGCUUGGGAGAGGAGGUAGGUUACCAUGUGCGAUUUGAUGAUUGCACGUCGCAGUCGACCGUGCUCAAGUACAUGACGGAUGGCUGCCUUCUUCGCGAGCAGCUGACUGAGAAGUGCCUCUCUCGUUACAGCGUGCUGGUACUGGAUGAAGCGCACGAGAGAGGCCUGGACACGGACGUUCUUUUCGGCUUGGUGAAGCAACUAUUCAUGAAACGUGCCACCGACCCAAGUCUUCAUGUGCCCAAAAUAGUAGUCAUGUCAGCAACGCUGGAUGCUGGCAAGUUCAGUGAGUUCUUUGAUGAUUGCCCGGUUUGCGAAGUGGAAGGCCGACUUUUCCCUGUCGAUAUUGUGUACCGAAAUGUCAUCACUGCGGAGGAUUUGAAGAGCCCUCCCAGUUACUCGAAACAGGUUGUGGAUAUUGUGGUUGACUUGCAUUUGGAGGAGGAUCGCGGUGACAUUCUCGUGUUUCUGACAGGCCAGGCAGAGAUUGAGGCAGCGUGUGACAAGAUCCACCGUCGUGCACAGUACCUCGACUAUGACAACGACUGCCGGUGUGCUGACAUUCAGGGCUUGUUGGUGCUGCCCUGCUAUGGGUCUAUGUCAACUGAACAGCAAUGUAAGAUAUUUGACCAGCCACCACCGGCCAUCCGCCGUGUUAUUGUGGCCACUAACAUUGCUGGAACGUCACUAACUAUAUCAGGUGUCAGGUUUGUUGUUGAUAGUGGCUUUGCCAAGCAGCUAUGCUUCAAUCCCCGCACAGGCCUCGACGCAUUGCAAGUCAAUCUAAUCUCUAGAUCUGAGGCUAUUCAACGGGCAGGUCGUGCUGGUCGCACCUCAGCGGGCCAAUGCCAUCGUAUCUACUCGAGGGACGUAUUUGAGACUACAAUGGGCGAGAGAAUUGUGCCUGAGAUCCAGAGAACAAGCCUAACAUCAGUUGUGCUGCAGCUGAAGGCCAUUAACAUCGAUGACGUGAUCGGGUUUCAGUACAUGGAUGCUCCUCAGGAAGCGGCCAUUGCUGCUGCAUUGAAGCAGCUGUUCAUCUAUGAUGCUCUAGAUAAACACGGUGCAAUAACUAGCCGUGGCCGACAGAUGGUGUCGCUGCCUCUACGUCCCGACAUCUCUAGCUUCCUGCUGACGGCGCUAGAGCUGGAUUGUGUUGAGGCUGCUGCUCCUAUUGCUGCCAUGUUGUCCGUGGAAGGAGUCUUUAUUCGACCUGGUGGUCAGGCACAGGGCGAAGUGGCAGCUGCAGCUCGUAAGCAGCUCGAGACAGCCGGUGGUGGCAACAGUGAUUUCGCCACGCUACUGGCCGUCUUUCAGAGAUGCAACAACAGCGAAUCACCGGCACGGUGGUGCAAGGAGAACUUUGUCCACUUCCGUGCGCUGAAAAUGGCACACAGUGUUCACCAGCAGAUUGAGACGAUCCUUCGCACACUCAAGGCAUCAGUAUCUCCACUUGCAAAGAGCUGCUCAUUGAACGAGCGCUUACGGCGCGCACUGUCUGCUGGCUAUUGUUGCAAUGUGGCACGCAAGUCUUCUGGUGGCAGAUCGUUUCGCACGAUGGACGGCCACUGCUCGACUGCCUUUAUCCACCCAUCCUCAGCUCUGUGCGGCCUUGAGGAUGAACUAGACUGGAUAAUCUAUCAUGACAUUGUCAUCACAAACAACACCUACAUGAGAACUGUGUGUCCGGUACGAUAUGAAUGGGUUAAAGACUACUUGCCACGCCAGCAUGAUAUUGACGUUGCUGCUCUGUCCGGAGGCGCUAUCCUCUCACACUGGUCCGCGUCGUCCACUAUGAACCGAACGAAACGUUCUGCCGAGCCUGCACCAGAUGGUGAUAGCAGCAAGCUGGCACGUCGUAAUACAGAUUCUAGCAUCUCGGCUGCCAAGCAGAGGUACUUGGAUCGCUGCAAGGUGCAACGGCCAACCUAGCCAGACCUUGCACACCGCAGAUAUUAGGAUGUGUGUGAUGGCGGGUCUGCGUCACGUCAUAUCGGUGUUAAGGAGGUAUCAUGGGAGGUCACUACUGUUCAUGGCGGCUACCUGAGAUCAAAACUGUGAGGUCUUAUCUGGAUAUCUAUCAUGCGCCGUGUGUAUCCCAUUCGUCCGAGUGUCGCCUUAGUUAUUGACGGACUGGUUGUAUCUAAUCGGCACAAAAGGGCACCAGCCAUGUGGAAGUUGUACACUUCUCCUCUGCUUCUGGUGGGCACGCCAGCUUUGGACGCCUAUCUGUGCUCCAGUUUGUAACCGAGCAAUUCUGCUGCAGUCACUGCAUCUCUCUCGCCCCCCCCCCCCCCCCCCUCACUCACAGACACACGCACAGACACAGACACAGCUACGCACCGUCAGCGGAGCUGGAUUCUAAACUGGAACGUAGACGAGCAUAAUUUACUGAGUUUGUUUGAAAAGUGAUCCGAGACCAGAGGCUAGGGAAGGGGGGCUCACACAACAACAAUUAUUGGAUGGGACGCUGAACAUAUCUUUUCUCCGUUUCUACAUUUACCAGUACUAGUAUUCAAAAUGCCAGCUGAAGCUUAGAACACCAAACAUCAUAAUCAUACAAUUGAAUCUCCUGUCUAUAAUGAUUGUGUCCUUAUGGCAGUACUUGAAGUAGCAUGACAGCAUAUCUCUAGGGAGAACUGAUCGUCUCCAUGAAAAUGCAUGCAAAUACGAAUAUAAGUUGAGGUGAAGUGUGCUGUAGCUCAUAACAUCACAUUGCAACAUGCUGAUAGACACACUUUUCUUCUCUCAGUACCAGCGACACAUGCCAUAUUUUUUUAACAUGAUAAUAAUUUUUUGAUAUUCUGAAUAUUGUUUGAAGCAAGCUGGUUUGCUAACAUGCCUAGCUGGCCUUCAUGCUUUCAAAGCCAAGAGCCGCACGAAGUUCAACCAGAUCCUCUCACUCCAGUGGGACAACAUA